AUGUGGAGCCUCUUGUUGGGUUUGGUGUUGUACGUGGGUACAACAUUGUACUUGUCAAUUAAGCAUAACAUCAGGACGACAUGUCGGCAGAUGUUUGUGUUCCAUCCGUGGGCUGACGCAGGUGGUGGUGGCGAGAAGUGUUUAUGGUUGCUGAUAAAGGCGUAUGCGGAGCGGGGGAGUGCGGACAUGCAAUCGUCAGUGACAUAUCAGGCAAGUGCUGGUCGACUGCGAUACAAGAAGCCAUUACGGGUGACUCUAUUUUGUCAUGUAAGUACACCACAUGUGCAGGAUCUACUAAACCAAGUGGAUCGAACGUUUGGGAUUCAGAUUCCGACGUAUGUCAGUAGCGAUAGUAUUCAUCAACACAGUCGGAAUACUACACGGUUGUCUGAAUUUGUAUCGCUCCGUUUGGUACGAUUGUAUACUGCAAGCUUGGCUGUCAAAAAAUAUCCAGUUGCGACCCAGCUACUGCAACUCGCCGCUGGCUUUUUAGUAGGCUUCGAGGCUUCACUGCGCACCAGAGGUAAUCGUUACGACGCUAUUUGGGACACCGCAGGACUGCCCACCAGCGUCGCCUGGUUCAACUGGCUCACCACCUUCAUGCGCAGAAGAUGCUACGCCUACAUACAUUACCCCUUCCUCUCCCGAGACGUCAUCUACCACAGUAAAGCAUCCUUUGGAAGGCGACUAUACAGCUACAUUAUUGAUAGAGCUUAUUAUUUAUCUGGAGGGUGCUUCAGACAACCAAUUAUCGUUAACUCCACAUAUACAGAACAACGACUGAAACAACUUUGGCCAAGCAGACGAUUAACCAAGGUCUACCCUCCCAUAGAUCUCGGAGAAGACCCUGUAGGUUUUACGGAUGCUGUGUUGAGAAAUACUACCUUGAAAGAUCCAGGUUUGACCACAGGGGAGACAGGGGAUGAUGCAGCAUUAAUCAGGGAGAUGCCGUUCAGGAGGGACGCUGCCCUGACUGAUAAGGAUAAUAUUGUGCUUAGUAUCGCCCAGUUUAGGCCGGAGAAGAAACACAUGCAUCAAAUAGACAUUAUAAAGUCAUUAUUAGAGCGCGCGAAAAUUCCAGCACACACGCGUUUCCUGAUUUGCGGAACGUGCCGGCCGAACUCUCGCGCUGAUCAGGAGCUGUUGACCAAGUUGCUCACCUACGCGGAAUGCCUCUUAGCACCCCUCGACGGCCGUGUGGAGUUGCAAUGUCACCUGAAGCCGGACAAUAUAAAGUGGGCGCCGUCUCAUCACAUUAAAGCGCCCAAGGCCGUGAUCGAAGUGCACGUUAACAUGGCUACAAGGCCGCUGCGGCAACUCAUGACCAAGGCAAAGGUGGGGCUACAUACAAUGGUGGACGAGCACUUGGGGAUCUCCGUCGCGGAGAUGGCUUUAACUGGCUGCUACGUGGUUGCACACAAUUCGGGGGGGCCCAGAGACGAUAUACUCCGAGGCAUUUAUCGAGACGAACUCGACCUAAUUACGUCGGCAAUGGUGCCGUCGGCCGACGAUUUGGAGGAAGUGAAGCGGAAAUCACAAACAAGCUUUAGUGGCAGCUUGGGAUGUUUGUGUAACAAGCAGAGCGAAUUUGUUGACGGAGUAGAAAAAGGAUUGCUCGAUAAUGAUAACACCAAACUCGUUCAGCAAGUAGUCCCAAUUAUCAUAAGGUCACGGUUCCCCACUGAUAACUCCUAUGGGGAAGAGGUGCUGAAUGCCUGGAAUCUGUACACCCAGAAAAUUACGUAG
Gregarina niphandrodes is the source of this 1746-nucleotide messenger RNA. RefSeq names its product putative glycosyl transferase. The transcript has a single exon. The coding region runs from base 1 to 1746 and encodes 581 amino acids. The record is from RefSeq and is a predicted model, not a curated record. Gene Ontology annotation, biological process: protein N-linked glycosylation. Gene Ontology annotation, molecular function: GDP-Man:Man(3)GlcNAc(2)-PP-Dol alpha-1,2-mannosyltransferase activity. Lineage: Eukaryota; Apicomplexa; Conoidasida; Eugregarinorida; Gregarinidae. Gene Ontology annotation, cellular component: membrane.